CGAUAGUGUACAGCAUCGCCAUGAUGCUCACACAGAACGUCUUCCUCUUCCAAUACCGCAACUUCUUCACAGGCCGCUGGCUCCGUCGAACCACAGCGGCCAUGGUCGUCACGGUCACGCUCUUUGGCAUUGCGUCAACGCUCACGCUCGCCUUCCAGUGCGUCCCGAUGCGGUACAUCUGGGACCCGCUGUCCCCAGAGGCCCGCUGUAUCAAUUACCAGGUCUUCUGGUACAUCUCGGCCGGCUUCAACACGCUCACAGCGAUAAUCAUCUGGAUUCUGCCCAUUCCGCUGAUCAAGGGUCUUCAUCUGCCGAAACGUCAGAAAUAUUGGCUGAUUAUGGUCUUUGCGUUGGGAGUUUUUACAUGUCUCGCCUCGGGCCUGCGUAUCCGCGCGCUCAACUUGGGCGUCAAGCACACCGAGUUCGAUACGAGUUACUUCUAUCCCGAAGUCGCGGCCUGGAGCUCGCUCGAGAUCAAUGUGGGCAUCAUCUGCGCGUGUCUGCCGACGCUGAAACCCAUCGUCGACAAGAUGUUUCCCGGCUUGUUGCAUGAUCCGGCGAGGCGCAUGGGGGCAUCAUUUGUCAAUAGAAGCAUCUACGACAGAGACGGCAUGUACAUGGGUACGGUGAACUCGCGUGUGGGAAGGGAUGUUGGUGGUGGUGGUGGUGGUGGUGGUGGUGGUGGUGCUGGGCAGUACAAGGGCAAGGGCGGCGGCGGUUUGGCCGGAAAGACAACAGAGACAGACCUGGAGAGUCUGACUACGUCCGCAUCGUCGCCGGCUAGGGGCAGAGCCGUUGGAGACUUUUGA
Exophiala xenobiotica is the source of this 809-nucleotide messenger RNA. RefSeq lists its product as uncharacterized. Bases 21 to 809 code for a protein of 262 amino acids. The record is from RefSeq and is a predicted model, not a curated record. The transcript has 2 exons. NCBI's taxonomy places the organism in Eukaryota, Fungi, Ascomycota, Eurotiomycetes, Chaetothyriales, Herpotrichiellaceae.